AGUCCUCGCUGCUCGGCUCGCCUUUCGGCCAUCUUCGGGAUCGCUCGGGGUACCAAGAUGGCGGGGUUCAUCAGUCCUUACCUGAACCUUGUCCGGAACGCGUUUAGCGUCGUCAGGCACAACGGCGGCGUCAUAGGGUCCGUCUGGACGCUGCUAAGGGCCGGCGACCUGCGGGAAGGCACCCUGGUGGGCGUGGACCAGUUUGGAAACAAGUACUUCGAGAACAAGAAGUAUUUCUACGCCCGUCACCGCUGGGUGGAGUUUGGAGACAAGCAGAAGAGCUGGUGGGAGCCGGACGCCAGUCAGAUCCCCGCGGAGUGGCACCGUUGGAUGCACUGUAUCGGGGAACACCCCCCGACAGAAGUGCCGCUCACCAACCCCAAGUUCAAGCAGGAGCAUCGCAUCAACUUCUCGGGGAACAGCAGAGAGAACUACGUCCCCUACACCACCACACCCCCCAAGAUAGAGAGCUGGCAACCCCCCAAGAACACCCCCUCGUAGAUGUACAAUGUAUCACCCCCCCAUCUCUUAAUUGUUGGUUUAUUCAGAUACUCUAACAGUCUUCAGAAAAAUAUUCGAUAACAUCAAUACAGACAAUAAACAGGUUUAUCUCUGUUAAAGAAAUGCAGCACAUGUUUUUGUUUCAUUGUCGUGUGUUGCUGUGAAGAUGCCAUCAUUGAAAUAUCUGCUCAAACAUUGCUAGCGCCAUCUUCCUGUAGAGAGUGGUACUGCAGAUAGCAGGUGAGUUAGAGUUGUAUUGGCUCACAAGGACUUUGUUGUGAUGAAUGACACCAGACACAGAGGAUGGAUAUACUUUCAUGUUUGAACACAUGUAUCUAGUACAUGGAUGUGAGCUGUAGAAAUCCAAAAGCAAUUCCAAGACUUGAGAUUCUUCUGUAAAUCUGUGCAUGAAUAAACUAUU
Branchiostoma floridae (Florida lancelet) is the source of this 922-nucleotide messenger RNA. Its product is annotated as NADH dehydrogenase [ubiquinone] 1 alpha subcomplex subunit 12-like. The record is from RefSeq and is a predicted model, not a curated record. The coding region runs from base 58 to 501 and encodes 147 amino acids. Gene Ontology annotation, cellular component: membrane. The transcript has 4 exons. Gene Ontology annotation, biological process: response to oxidative stress; mitochondrial respiratory chain complex I assembly. NCBI's taxonomy places the organism in Eukaryota, Metazoa, Chordata, Leptocardii, Amphioxiformes, Branchiostomatidae.